Morchella importuna is the source of this 3162-nucleotide messenger RNA. RefSeq lists its product as uncharacterized. The coding region runs from base 1 to 3162 and encodes 1053 amino acids. The record is from RefSeq and is a predicted model, not a curated record. Gene Ontology annotation, molecular function: protein binding. The transcript is spliced from 9 exons. Lineage: Eukaryota; Fungi; Ascomycota; Pezizomycetes; Pezizales; Morchellaceae.
AUGUCCGAAUGUACUACCACCCCCGUGGGCGCGGGCCCAGCGCGUGCUCCCCAGAAGAAGAAUUUCUUUGCGACUUUUAAAGGCGUUUUAUCUAUCCUAGAUCCUAGGAAGCUCUAUAAAGGGAGAAGAGUGAGCCCGAAUGCAGGUGCUCAGGUCCAGGAGAAAGCGGAGUCGAUUCAGCGAGAAGGAGAGCUGGCGGGUGAGGAUGGUGCGAAGGGAGAUAGUUCAGUGUCUGCCCCGGAAGGGACUGUCAUACCUCCUGUAAAGCCCAAAGAUGCCACACCUCCAGCUGCGCUGCUGCACUACCUCGCCAUUCUCCACGGCUUCCGGAAGCCACAAGUGACAGAUGCUCCUCAAAUCCCUAGCACACUUUACAAAACCCUCGACGACUCCGAGCGAACCGAGCUACUGAAAUGGGUAACCCCCGUGCCCUACGAGCAGCAUCACAGAUCCGCAGCGCACGCCCGCACCGACGGAACCGGCGCAUGGCUCUUUGAGAGCACCGUUUUCCGGGAGUGGCGGGACUCGAACUCCUCCACCCUGAUCCGACUGCACGGAAUGCCCGGUUCCGGGAAGAGAACGCUCACGUCGCUACUAAUAGAUGUGCUCCUCCUCGACCGCCAGACCCACCCAGGUAUUGAGGGUUUUGCGUACUUCUACUGCGACCCGCGUGACAAGGCUUGUUGGGAUCCUGAUAUGGUGCUCAGGGCGCUGCUGGUACAGCUCUGCACCAACCUUGAUGCUACAGCUGUCUACGGCGCUGUGUGCCGUGCUUGGAAGAAGGGAUAUCUGCCGACAAGAAGCCUGCUCGUAGACCUGCUGGGAGUAUAUCCGCAAAACACAAUCGUGAUAUAUAACCCUAGCUCGGCCCUGUUUGAGAUAUUGGAGGAGGUUGUCUUGGCUACGAAGGGAACGGUGAAGGUGUUUGUGGCCGUGGAAGAGGGUGUGGAGGGGUGGGAGCAGUCUGACAAGAAAUCGCCGGUGAUGGCGCUGGAGAUGGCGAAUGAAGGAGAUAUCGAUACACUUUUGGAUGUUUCCGUUAAAAAUAUGAAGAACCUAGGAGUAGCGGGGGAAAGUGAGGAAGUCGGGCAGCUGAUCCGCUCUACACUGCGGGCGAAGGCGAACGGAUGCUUCCUCUGGGUCGAUCUCCAGCUCAAGAUGCUGUCUCAGCUCUCAUCAAGCGCCCUCGUCCAAGAGUAUCUCCGGUCCCAAAACCUCCCCACCGACCUCGAAUCUCUGUACGAGUACAUUCUCAGCGAACACAUCCACACGCAGCCUGUAACAGAAAAGGAUCUCGCCCAUAGAGUCACCCAGUGGCUGCUCUGCGCUCCCCACGCUCUUUCCCCUGAAGAGCUGGUCGAGGCCACCAACGCCGCCGACAUCAACACCGUCCUCCGGGUGUGCCACAACCUCGUGAUAGAGGACCACGAGACCGGCGUCGUGCGAUUCGCACACCGAUCAAUACCGGACUUCCUGGGGCGCAAGGGCGGGGAAAUCCCACAGGCACACGAGAUGGCCGCAGAGCGCUGUCUCCACUGCCUCACCGCCGAGCCCGACGUCACUGCCGCCGUCGCUGCCGCCAUCGGCGCGCCGCCCGCCCCAGACAGCGAGAAGAUCAAAGAGCAGCUGUUGCGCUUCUUCGGGACAAUUGAAAGGCCGUCUCCGCAGUUUGUCUUCUGGCUGACCGACCCGCACAAUGCCGUGACGCCGUCACUCACAUCUACACCGCUCAGUGUCCUUCCGGCGGCAUGCCACUAUGGCUUUCUAGAGCUGCUGGACUUGACGAAGCCGUUCGACGCAAAUACCCGCACCGCCGCCGAUAGUCUGUCGCUGCUAUCCCUGGCCGCAGGCUCAGGGCACACCGAAACUGUGCGUACGUUGAUCUCGCAUGGGGGGAUGGUAAACCAGGCCGGGAGCAAGUACGGGUAUGCGCUGCACUAUGCUGCCGCACAGGGUCAGGCGGAUGGUGUGCAGGUGCUGCUUCAGAACGGCGCAGACCCCCACCGCAUCGGGUGGAACUCGGAAGCGGCGCUGGUGGCUGCGGUGCGGGGCGGGCACGAGAGCACGGUGAAGGUGCUGUUGCAGCGGGAGGCGGGGAGGAAUGUGAAUGCGGCGUUUGUGGCGGCGGCGGGCAACGAGAGGAAGCGGAUCCUGGAGGCGCUGAUUGAGGCGGGGCCAGACGUGGGGGCGGGCACAGCGACGAUGUGGGCAGCGAUCGAAGCGGCGGUCAGCGGAGGUGUGCCGGAGAACUUGGCGCUGCUCAUUGAGCUGCUAAAGACACGGCGGGGCUUUGAGGGCAUCGCGAUGGACGAGUUUGGCUCCCAUGCGGCCCGGGCGGCGGUGCGGGCGGGAUCGGUGGAGAUGCUGCAGACCGUGUUCGACAUGCUCCCCGCCGCCGAUCUCGACCUGCACUCGCCCGUGUCCGGCAAGACCGCGCUUCAGCUCGCCCUGGAGGCGGGGUCGGCACCGUUAUCCGACUUCCUCAUUGGCCGCGGGGCGCGGGUCACACGGCUCAGGAACCUUCUGAUCAAGCAGCUGCACUGGGCGCGCGAUGAGGCGUGGUUUCCGUCUUUGCUGUGGUUCCUGGGCACCCGUAGCUCGCUGGAUGAGCCUGUUCUGACGCCGCAGGACGUGCGGGAUGUGCAGACGCUGCUGCUGAAGCUCACGGGGCUGCCGGAGAAGGUGGUGAGCAGGAUUCUGCAUCUGGGAGAGUACUGGGUGUAUACGGAGGCGAGUGGGGAGGAGAAGUGGGCCGUGCAGCAGCACCACCCGCAGCAGCCAUAUGUGCAGGUACCGAUCGAGAGCUCGCUGGAGGCGCCGGUGAGGAGGAUAACGUUCUGCAUGCGCUCGCACGAUCAGGGCUGGGCAGACGAUAGAUCACUGUGGGGGACAUACCAUGGCUCCCAUACCUGGUUCGAGGCCGGGCCCGUCGGAGAACAAGGGGCCGAUGGGCGGAAGGACGUUCAGCGGAAUCUGGCGGCGACGUGGGAGGCAAAGACACAUAUGGUUACAUGGGAUGCGAACGAUCCGGGGGCGGAGAGUUGUUGGUUGCGGACGUUGAAGGCGGGACAGGUGCUGGGCGUCUAUCCGCGAGCGCAGUACCCUGGGUGGGUGAAUCAUGUCGAGAGGGUGGAUGUGCGGGUGUAUUGUGCUUGGGCUUGA